UGCUCGUUAAAGUUGGAAGGACUUGUAGCACAAGAAAACCAGAGUGAGAGACGAGGGUUUCUUGCUCCUAUAGCAAACCCAAAUCAUCUGCAAAAUUUCUCCUGUUUUCUUUGAAACGGCCGGCUAUGUCUGCUUUGAAGUAUCUCGAGUCUCAGAGGAAUGCUCAGCCCGAGCUCGCUGAAUGGUACAGUUCACUCGCAGAUUUAUAUCAGAGGAAGCUCUGGCACCAGCUAACGUUAAAGCUCGAGCAGUUUGUUGCCCUGGCUGUGCUUCAGGCUGGGGAUACUCUAAUACAACUGUACCACAAUUUCAUAACUGAUUUUGAGACAAAAAUCAACCUUCUGAAACUUGCGCACUUUGCUGUCAUAGUUUCUCGCCAAUAUUCAGAAAAGGAGGCUGCUAUUAGCUACCUUGAAGGGGUGAUUGAGAAGCUCCGUCCUUCUAGGCAAACACGUAUAGAGGAACCCAUUCUUUAUGUCAAGAUGCAAAUAGCGGCAUUCAAGCUUGAGCAAGGAGACCAGAAAGAGUGCAAGAAACUUCUUGAAGAGGGAAAGAGUACUUUAGACAGUAUGACAGAUAUUGAUCCUUCUGUCUAUGCUAGUUAUCAUUGGAUCUCAUCCCAAUAUCAUAAAUCUCGUAAGGAAUAUGCGGAAUUCUACAAAAGUGCUCUUCUUUAUCUUGCAUAUACGAAUGUGGAGUCUCUUUCAGAAAAUUUCAAAGUGGAGUUGGCAUUUGAUUUAUCUCUGGCUGCUUUAUUGGGUGAUAACAUUUACAACUUCGGAGAGCUGCUAGCACACCCAAUUAUGAGGAGCGAGAAGAAUGUGUUGUGGAUUUAUGAAAUAUUGCAGGCAUUUAAUUCUGGUGAUUUGGUCCUCUAUCAAGUACUUUGCAGUGUCCAUAGAGAUCGUCUCAUUGAGCAACCUGCAUUAGUGGAAAACGAGAAGAAAUUAUUAGAAAAGAUCAAUAUCCUUUGCCUGAUGGAAAUCAUUUUCAGUCGCCCGUCGGAAGACCGAACGAUUCCACUAAAUGUCAUUGCAGAACGCACAAAACUUUCCAUAGAAGAUGUGGAGUAUCUUCUUAUGAAAAGCCUCUCUGUUCAUCUUAUUGAGGGAAUAAUCGACCAAGUUGAAGGUACAGUGCAUGUUUCUUGGGUGCAACCAAGAGUUUUGGGCAUACCACAAAUUAAGUCAUUGCGUGACCGGCUCGAUAGCUGGUUGGAUAAGGUUCAUACCGCCCUCUUAUCAGUGGAGGCAGAGACCCCUGAUCUAGUUGCUUCAUAGAAUAUUACGAGGUUUUCUUUAUAACAGUUAAGGUCCUAGGCCUUUUACAAAGAGAGAAGAAAAGAGAUAUGCUUACAAUUUAAAGAGUGAAUACGCUCUCUUUGUUUUUUUCCCCCCCUCACCCACCUGUUUUUGCAUGCUUUACCAUUUUUGUGAUGGGGGCAGCUUGUGUCCCUUGUUCACUAUGCGUGUGAGGGCUGUAUUUUUUUAUUCGUGAACUUUUAUAUGUGCUAGACUGUUAAGGCGGAUGCUUAGCAGACCUGAUGAGUGGCAGGCGUUAACGAACGGCUGUUCUUUCCUUUUGGGUUUUCAACUUAGAGAAUGUUAAAUGAUCUCUCGCUCUC
Amborella trichopoda is the source of this 1624-nucleotide messenger RNA. Its product is annotated as 26S proteasome non-ATPase regulatory subunit 13 homolog A. NCBI's taxonomy places the organism in Eukaryota, Viridiplantae, Streptophyta, Magnoliopsida, Amborellales, Amborellaceae. Gene Ontology annotation, cellular component: nucleus; proteasome regulatory particle, lid subcomplex; cytosol. Gene Ontology annotation, molecular function: structural molecule activity. Gene Ontology annotation, biological process: ubiquitin-dependent protein catabolic process. The record is from RefSeq and is a predicted model, not a curated record.